This is a messenger RNA of Drosophila eugracilis, 582 nucleotides long. RefSeq lists its product as uncharacterized. The transcript is spliced from 2 exons. The coding region runs from base 1 to 582 and encodes 193 amino acids. The record is from RefSeq and is a predicted model, not a curated record. NCBI's taxonomy places the organism in Eukaryota, Metazoa, Arthropoda, Insecta, Diptera, Drosophilidae.
AUGAACUUCGUUCGACUAGCGUUGAUUUUUCCUCUGUUUCACAUAAUAAAUGGCAAUGGAACGAGUUCAAAAUCCCUGUGGGAUGAUGACGAGGAGGAUCAGAAACCCAUACUCCGCAUCCAUCACAUCAAUAUCUUCGGAGACUCUCGCUAUAUGAAGGCUUUGGCCCACAUCGACGACAAUCGCACCCAGUUCAGUCUCACGGUUUGCCUUCGCCAGGAGAUGGGCAGCAAUUUCCUGACCUUCAACGUAAAGGUUCGAGUUAGACCAUCGGGCAGGAUGAUAUUCGUAAACCUACUCCAGAUGCGAGACCUGGAUCUGUGUGGUUUCUUUUUCGAACUCUCCGGAAAUCCUAUGAUGAAGUAUUUCCUGCAGUCGGAUAUACAACUAAGUGACGUCAUUGCAUGUCCUAUACGCGUUGGAAAUUAUUCGUUAAGCAACUUAAGAGUCAAGGACAUUUAUCCCCAGGUCCUGCAGAAUGGUACCUACAAGUUCUUCGUGGAGGUGAUUGAGGCAACGGCCGAGAAAGUCUUUGCCCUGCAAGUGACCACCGAGAUCCGAGUUCCAAAUGCACCCGAAUAA